Trichoderma aggressivum f. europaeum is the source of this 780-nucleotide messenger RNA. RefSeq lists its product as uncharacterized. Gene Ontology annotation, cellular component: membrane; endomembrane system; SNARE complex. Gene Ontology annotation, molecular function: SNARE binding; SNAP receptor activity. Gene Ontology annotation, biological process: intracellular protein transport; vesicle fusion. The record is from RefSeq and is a predicted model, not a curated record. The coding region runs from base 1 to 780 and encodes 259 amino acids. The transcript has 2 exons. Lineage: Eukaryota; Fungi; Ascomycota; Sordariomycetes; Hypocreales; Hypocreaceae.
AUGUCCAACCCAUCGCAGCUCUUCUUGCUAGCCGACCACAUCAAGCUCUCGCUGCUUGAGUGGCAGCGCGCCCAGUCCUUGAAUCCCGACGACACCACCCUCAGCGGUGACAUCUCGCGCUCGUUUGACCAGCUUCGUAAUGGCAUUGCUUCGUUGGACCAGGAUAGCGCUCGCCUCCAACAGGCUGGCGAUGAAGCUGCCGCCCAAGCUAUUACGGAAUCUCUUCCGGCGCUGCACAAGCAGUAUGACGAGUUAAUAUCUCAGUACCAGUCGCUCUCCAGCCCAUCCUCCAACCCGCCAUCCGAUCAAGACGCCGGCGAAGAGGCAGAUCCAGCCAAUAGAUCCAAUCGCAAAUCAAAGACGGUGCGGUUCAGCGAAACGGCUUCGUCACCAACCCAACAGCUAUACGGACGCUACACCGACGAUCCGAAUGCCUCAUCAGAGUCAAUGGGAUAUAGCGACCAUGCCAAUGGGCUGUCAAAUCAGCAAAUUCACGAAUACCAUUCCCAAAUCUUACAGGACCAAGACGACCAUCUUGAUCGCUUAGGGGCGUCCAUCGGCCGACAACGGGAGCUCAGCAUGCAAAUUGGAGACGAACUGGAAAGCCACAUGGAACUUCUGGAUGAAGUUGACCAUGCCACUGAUCGCCACCAAAGCCGUUUAGAUCGGGCGAAGAGAGCCCUGGGAAAGGUUGCAAGGAGCGCAUCAGACAACAAGCAGAUGGCAAUCAUCUUCAUCCUCAUUGUUAUUCUUGUGCUAUUGAUUGCUAUUUUGAAAUGA